Molecule: messenger RNA, 1450 nt
Organism: Papaver somniferum (opium poppy)
Lineage: Eukaryota; Viridiplantae; Streptophyta; Magnoliopsida; Ranunculales; Papaveraceae
Exons: 6
Coding region: 322-1014 (230 amino acids)
Source: RefSeq, a predicted model, not a curated record
GGGAGGAAAAGUGGGUAUAAUAGAGAUACAGAAGAAAAAAAAGGCACCAUUUUUCAGAAGAGAAGAAGAGGAACAACUCAAAUAACACAGAAAAUUUCCUGAGAGGGAGAGAGAGCAAUAGUCAUUGAUUAGAGAAGAGAAAUUGUUAUCAGUAGCUUAACAAAGGAUUAAUUUAAGAACAAAAAUCAUCUCAGUUUCAUCCUCUAUUGAGAAAAAUUACCCAUUAUCUUUGGUUUUUGCUCUGUGAAUGAAGUUUUAUUUCUGUUGAUUUUUAAGGAUUUUGCUUUGGAUUUGUUGUUUCAAAGGCUUAGAUCUCGAGAUAUGGAGAAAGAAGAAGGUAGAAAUCAAAGAGUAACAACAUUCAGUAGAGUUCUUGAACCAGAAUUUCCAUUACAGUGGGGAAAUACAAAGAGGCUAAGAUGUUUUAAGAUAAAAGAUGAAGAAGUUUCAGAGAAAUCUGAUGGUGUUAGUAGAAAGAGAAUCAAAUCUAGAAUAGAUCGUCGUGUUGUGAGGACAGAUAAAGAAACCCCGUCUUCAAUCUCCUCUCCAAAUCGUGUUAUUAACAACAACAAGAACGCAAGUGCUGCAACCCCUAGAUCCAAUGGGUUAAGUGAGAAUCGGAAAUCACAGUCUUGUUCACCAGAAAAAGAAGAUAGAUAUUAUAGUACAAGAGGCUCAGUGUUGGGUUUUGAUGAUAAUGGUAAGAUCUUCAUGGAAGCAGCAGCAGCAGCAACACCAGGAACAGAAGAUAAAGGAUUUGUUUGGCCUAAGUUGUUCAUUUCUCUAUCUAACAAAGAAAAGGAAGAAGAUUUCAUGGCUAUGAAAGGGUGUAAACUCCCCCAAAGGCCUAAAAAAAGAGCUAAAUUUGUUCAAAGGAGCUUACUUUUGGUUAGUCCUGGUACCUGGUUAUCCGAUCUUUGUCAGGAGAGGUAUGAAGUUAGAGAGAAGAAGACUGCAAAGAAGAGACCAAGAGGAUUAAAGGCCAUGGGAAGCAUGGACAGUGAUUCAGAAUGAGCAAAUAGAUUACAAUUUUUAGCCCAAAUUGGAUUGAUUUUUGAGUUAAGGAGAGAAGAAGAGAUACAGGAAGGAAUCAUUUGUUGUUAGAUUGUCAAAAGAAAAUGAGAUGCCUGUGUAUUUGCAAGAAUUCGAAGAGAAUGAAAAGAAACUCCUUCCAUUAGUCAUUAAAAAAAUAAAAUUCUCUCCUUCAUCUGUGUUCCAUCUGUGUUCUGAUCAGAUUUGUUUUUGAUGCAUGGCUGUUUUUUUUCAAACAUUAACGUGCUGUUAAUAGUUGUUGCGGUUAUGUUGAGAUAACGUUAGCUUAUGGGAUUACUGUGAUGAUGUACACACACAAAGAGAAUGUGAGAGAGAUGAAAGGUGAAUGAAUCAAUCUCAAUGCGAAGAUCAGGUGAUCUAAUUAAUCAGAUUUAGAAUGGUUGCUUUUUUUAAAAGA